UUCGCUGCCAAAGUCCACACGACAAUUUCUUUCACACACUUUAUCAUGAGUAAAAUGUAUCAGUGUCCUGAAAUCUGCUUGCCAAGAAAGAAGAAAGUCCGCGAGUCUUUCCACUCAAACACAUACAGGAUAUUUGAUGAAAAGAUACCUGACAGAUUGGACCCUGAUAAAGUCUAUAAAGUAAAUUCAUAUGCUCAGAGAGAUCCCAAGGAAUAUGAUCAGCUUAAAAUACACAAUACCCCACAAAUGUACAAUGCCAAGUUCAUAAGAACCAAUGUCAGGUUCAUGAAUGCACCCAUUUCUCACAUGGAGACAGAGAGUACAAUGGCUGAGCAGUGUCACUGGUGGCCCAAUACAUCGUAUCACGAUGUGAGCACCCAGGCACCUUACAGAAAGGACAGCACUCAGAGACAAGACUACCAGGCCAUUCAACAAACACACACCCUGGUCAGACAUGGGAGGAACAACAACAGAGUGCCUGCUUCAGGAAUCGUUCCCAUGCUGAGCUCUAUUGGUAGCCCAAAAGUGUUGCUCGAGCACAUGUCUUUUAUUCACCAAUAUGAUUCAAGGAAAUUACAGGACCAACCAUACCAAGGAAGGCGACAUGGAGCUUUAGUGUGGAGCGAGGCUGGACCAUGGUCUCCUGUCGGGGAGAGCACAUACAUCAACUCCGAGGGGUCAUGUUUGCCAGCGGUGCGGGGAGGAAGGGGGGGGAAAGAGGUAACCUCUCCCCAGCAGCAAGUUUUCAACGACGGCAGGAUCCACUCCGGAAAGGCGGGCCCCAGCACUAAAGGCACCAAGGCCAUCGCCUGCCACUCACCGACCCAUCCCUCCAGCCAGCUGUUUCACAGCUUCUAUACUCCCAUGACACAUAGGGGAGGGGUUGAGGGAGGGUUUGAGGGGAUCUCCUCAGUCUCUGACAGGGCUGCGGAGGGUCGGAGAGCUAUGCAUGCGGACGGCGAGGGGACUGUCUUGCAAAGGCAGGGAUCCAACAGUCAACAGGCGGAGGUUCAAGCCCCAGCCCAAAUUGCAGGCUCAGAGCCUAACAACUGAUGGCACUGAUGGCAUUUUAAUACUUUAGGGGCUGCCUUAUGUAAAGAUCUGAGUAGAAAUAGGUUGCAAUUGUGUUACAUUUUUGGUCAAAAGUAAGAUGAAGAUUAAAAUAAUAAAAUGUUCAACCUGCAAAAGUAA
This is a messenger RNA of Oncorhynchus keta (chum salmon), 1191 nucleotides long. RefSeq lists its product as uncharacterized. The coding region runs from base 46 to 1053 and encodes 335 amino acids. The record is from RefSeq and is a predicted model, not a curated record. The transcript is spliced from 5 exons. NCBI's taxonomy places the organism in Eukaryota, Metazoa, Chordata, Actinopteri, Salmoniformes, Salmonidae.